GGGAGGAGGCGGCGGCGGCGGCUGCUGCUGUUAAUGAACAAUGUGUGAGAGCUGCGCCGAGCUGCUGGAGGUGUUAAAUGAGAUAUCUGACAUCGAAGGUGGUGAUGGAUUGCAGCUCCGAAAGGAACAUGCACUCAAGAUAUUUGCUUAUAUCAACUCCUGGACGCAAAGACAAUGUCUGUGCUGCUUCAAGGAGUAUAAGCAUUUGGAGAUCUUUAACCAAGUAGUAUGUGCGCUUAUUAACUUAGUGAUUGCCCAAGUUCAAGCUCUACGGGACCAGCUCUGUAAACAUUGCACUAUUAACAUAGAUUCAACAUGGCAAGAUCAGAAUAAUCAAGCCAAUGAGCCACUGAAUGUAGAAAGAGAGUCUCAUGAAGAAGAAAAUGGAGAACGACAAAAAUGCAUAGAGAAAAAGUUAGACUCCGCAAGAACUUGUAUCCUGACAGAGGAAGAAUCUGCAAAGAGCACUGAUGCUUUUAGCUUAUGGAGCACUGAUGAGAAGGAAAAACUGUUGCUGUGUGUGGCAAAAAUCUUUCAGAUUCAGUUUCCUCUGUAUACUGCUUACAAGCAUAAUACUCAUCCCACAAUAGAGGAUAUUUCUGCCCAAGAAAGCAAUAUAUUAGGGGCGUUCUGUGAUAUGAAUGAUGUAGAAGUACCAUUGCACUUGCUUCGUUAUGUUUGUCUAUUUUGUGGAAAAAAUGGCCUUUCCCUCAUGAAGGAUUGUUUUGAACAUGGAACCCCUGAUACAUUGCCAUUUCUUAUAGCACAUGCAUUUAUCACAGUGGUAUCUAAUAUCAGGAUAUGGCUACACAUCCCUGCUGUCAUGCAGCACAUUAUACCGUUUAGGACCUAUGUUAUCAGGUAUUUAUGUAAACUGUCAGACCAAGAGUUGCGACAGAGUGCAGCCCGGAACAUGGCAGAUUUAAUGUGGAGUACAGUUAAAGAGCCAUUGGAUACAGCCUUGUGUUUUGAUAAAGAAAGUCUUGAUCUUGCGUUUAAGUACUUUAUGUCUCCAACUUUAACAAUGAGGUUGGCUGGACUGAGUCAAAUAACAAAUCAACUUCACACCUUUAAUGAUGUGUGUAAUAAUGAAUCAUUGGUUUCAGACACAGAAACGUCCAUUGCAAAAGAGCUUGCAGACUGGCUUAUCAGCAACAAUGUGGUUGAGCAUAUUUUUGGACCAAAUUUACAUAUUGAGAUCAUCAAACAGUGCCAAGUGAUUCUCAAUUUUCUUGCAGCUGAAGGGCGACUUAGUACUCAGCACAUAGACUGCAUUUGGGCAGCGGCGCAGCUGAAACAUUGUAGUCGCUAUAUACAUGAUCUGUUUCCUUCAUUAAUCAAGAACUUGGACCCUGUCCCGCUUAGACAUCUUCUUAAUCUAGUCUCAACUCUUCAUCCAAGUGCUCAUACUGAACAGACCUUAUAUUUGGCAUCAAUGCUUAUAAAAGCACUGUGGAAUAAUGCACUAGCAGCUAAGGCCCAGUUAUCAAAACAGAGUUCAUUUGCAUCUUUACUCAGUACUAAUCUACCCAUGGGAAAUAAGAAAGAGGAAGAAGAGCUCAGAAGGGCAGCCCCAUCGCCUUGGUCACCUGCAGCUAGUCCUCAAAGUAGUGACAACAGUGACACGCAUCAGAGUGGAGGCAGUGACAUUGAAAUGGAGGAGCAGAUAAUCAACAGAAACAAACACGUGCAACAACGACUUUCAGAUACAGAGGAGUCCAUGCAAGGAAGUUCUGAUGAGACAGCAAACAGUGGUGAGGAUGGCAGCAGUGGUCCUGGUAGCAGCAGUGGCCACAGUGAUGGAUCCAGUAAUGAGGCCAAUUCCAGUCAUGCAAGCCAGUCUGCAGGAAGUCCAGGGAGUGAGGUGCAAUCAGAAGAUAUUGCAGAUAUUGAAGCUCUCAAAGAAGAAGAUGAGGAAGAGGAGGAAGAUAGGGGUCAUAAUCCUCAGAAAAACAGUAGGAGCACAGAGCUACUAAGCAGGAAGAUAGAAUCACAAGCAGGCAUUUGUUUAGGAGAUUCACAAGGGGCAGCAGAUAGGAGUGGUGCAAGCAAUGGGUCAGGAAAGGACCAUGUUUUUAACACUGAGUCUGUGCCUCCAGUGGAUAGUCGAAUUAGAAUGCUAGAUGCCUGUUCACACACUGAAGAUGCAGAACAUGAUAUGACAGGGGAAAUGAAUCCAGCUCACAUAUCACAAGGGUCUCAGGAUUCUUGUAUAACACAUACAGGGGACUUCCUUGGGGAAACCAUUGGAAAUGAAUUAUUUAACUGUCGGCAGUUUAUUGGGCCACAGCAUCACCACCACCACCACCACCACCACCAUCACCAUCAUGAUGGACACAUGGUUGACGAUAUGCUAAGUGCAGAUGAUGUCAGUUGUAGUAGUUCCCAGGUCAGUGCAAAAUCUGAAAAAAAUAUGGCUGAUUUUGAUGGUGAAGAGUCUGGUUGUGAAGAAGAACUUGUACAGAUUAAUUCACAUGCUGAGCUAACAUCUCAUCUUCAACAGCACCUUCCUAACCUUGCUUCUAUCUACCAUGAACACCUUAGUCAAGGGCCAGCAGUCCAUAAACACCAGUACAACAGCAACGCAGUGACGGAUAUUAACUUGGAUAAUGUUUGUAAGAAGGGAAAUACUCUUUUGUGGGAUCUGGUCCAGGAUGAAGAUGCAAUUCAUCUCUCUGAGGGAUUAAUAAAUGAAGCAGAGAAGCUGCUCUGUUCCUUAGUGUGCUGGUUUACUGAUAGGCAGAUCCGAAUGAGAUUCAUCGAAGGCUGCCUGGAAAACUUAGCAAAUAACAGAUCUGUAGUAGUUUCACUUCGUCUUCUUCCAAAGUUAUUUGGUACAUUUCAGCAAUUUGGGAGCAGUUAUGAUACACAUUGGAUAACAAUGUGGGCAGAAAAAGAACUUAACAUGAUGAAACUCUUCUUUGAUAAUUUGAUACACUACAUUCAAGCAGUAAGGGAAGGACGACAUAAACAUGCAUUGUACAGCCACAGUGCAGAAGUUCAAGUGCGUCUUCAGUUUUUGACAUGUGUUUUUUCAACUCUUGGAUCACCAGAUCAUUUCAGAUUGAGUUUAGAACAAGUGGACAUUUUAUGGCAUUGUUUAGUAGAAGAUUCUGAGUGCUAUGAUGAUGCAUUACACUGGUUCUUAAAUCAAGUACGAAGUAAAGAUCAGCAUGCUAUGGGAAUGGAAACCUACAAGCAUCUUUUCUUAGAAAAGAUGCCACAGCUAAAACCUGAAACUAUUAGUAUGACUGGUCUAAACCUGUUUCAACAUUUAUGCAACUUGGCCCGAUUGGCUACCAGUGCAUAUGAUGGUGGCUCAAACUCAGAGUUGUGUGGUAUGGACCAAUUCUGGGGCAUUGCUUUAAGAGCACAGUCUGGUGAUGUCAGUCGAGCAGCUAUCCAGUAUAUCAAUUCUUAUUAUAUUAAUGGUAAAACAGGUCUGGAAAAAGAACAAGAAUUUAUUAGCAAGUGUAUGGAGAGCCUUAUGAUCGCUUCCAGUAAUCUUGAGCAAGACUCCCACUCAAGUCUCACCAUAAUUGAAAGAGGACUUUUAAUGCUAAAGACACACCUUGAAGCUUUUAGGAGAAGGUUUGCGUAUCAUCUGAGACAGUGGCAGAUUGAAGGCACUGGUAUCAGCAGUCACUUAAAGGCACUUAGUGAUAAACAGUCAUUACCACUAAGAAUUGUAUGUCAGCCAGCUGGACUUCCUGACAAGAUGACUAUAGAAAUGUAUCCUAGUGAUCAAGUGGCAGAUCUAAGGGCUGAGGUUACCCAUUGGUAUGAAAAUUUGCAAAAAGAGCAGAUAAACCAGCAAGCUCAGCUUCAGGAGUUUGGCCAAAGCAGCCGGAAAGGAGAUUUCCCUGGUGGUCUCAUGGGACCUGUGAGAAUGAUUUCAUCUGGGCACGAACUAACAACUGAUUAUGAUGAAAAAACACUUCAUGAAUUGGGCUUUAAGGAUAUGCAGAUGGUUUUUGUAUCCUUGGGUGCACCACGGAGGGAGCGAAAAGGUGAAGGUGUUCAGCUUCCAGCAUCUUGCCUACCUCCUCCUCAGAAGGACAACAUUCCAAUGCUUUUACUUUUGCAAGAACCUCAUCUUACCACCCUUUUUGAUUUGUUAGAGAUGCUUGCAUCUUUUAAACCUCCUUCUGGUGAAAUGGCUAUGGAAGAUAGUGAGAGUGCAAGAUGUGAAGAACUCCACCUUCAUGCAGAAAACCUGUCCAGGCGUGUCUGGGAACUGUUAAUGCUUCUACCUACAUGUCCUAACAUGUUACAGGCAUUCCAAAGUAUUUCAGAUGAACAGGGUAAUGAUGGAUUUAGUUGGAAGGAUCUCCUGCGAAUAAAAAGUGCCCAUAAACUUUUGUAUGCACUUGAAAUCAUUGAAGCUUUGGGCAAGCCUAACAGAAGAAUAAGGCGAGAGUCUACGGGAAGUUAUAGUGACCUUUAUCCAGACUCUGAUGAUUCGAGUGAAGAUCAAAUAGAAAAUAGUAAAAACACCUGGAGCUGCAAGUUUGUUGCUGCUGGAGGGCUUCAACAAUUGUUAGAAAUUUUUAAUUCGGGAAUUCUAGAGCCUAAAGAGCAGGAACCAUGGACUGUGUGGCAGCUAGACUGUCUUGCUUGCUUGCUGAAGUUGAUAUGCCAGUUUGCAGUAGAUCCCUCAGAUUUGGAUUUAGCUUAUCAUGAUGUCUUUGCCUGGUCUGGUGUAGCAGAGAGUCACAGGAAAAGAACUUGGCCAGGCAAAUCGAGGAAGACUGCAGGAGAUCAUGUAAAGGGCCUUCAUAUACCUCGUCUCACAGAGGUAUUCCUUGUACUUGUCCAGGGAACAAGUUUGAUUCAGCGACUUAUGUCAGUUGCUUAUACGUAUGACAACUUGGCACCUAGGGUGUUGAAAGCUCAGUCUGAUCACAGAUCAAGACAUGAAGUUACUCAUUAUUCAAUGUGGCUCUUGGUGAGUUGGGCCCACUGCUGUUCUUUGGUGAAAUCCAGCCUGGCAGAUAGUGAUCAUUUACAAGAUUGGCUAAAGAAACUUACCCUUCUUAUUCCAGAGACUGCAGUUCGCCAUGAGUCCUGUAAUGGUCUGUACAAAUUAUCUCUCUGUGGUUUGGAUGGGGGAGACUCAAUUAAUCGAUCCUUUCUGCUACUGGCCUCAUCAACAUUAUUAAAAUUUCUUCCUGAUGCUCAGGCAUUGAAACCUAUCCGGAUAGAGGAUUAUGAAGAGGAACCAGUGUUACGAUCUGGUUGUAAGGAAUAUUUUUGGUUGCUAUGCAAACUGAUUGAUAACAUACAUGUAAAAGAUGCCAGUCAGACAACACUGCUUGAUUUAGAUGCCCUAGCAAGACACCUCGCUGACUGCAUUCGAAGCAGAGAAAUCCUUGAUCAUCAAGAUGGUAACAUAGAAGAUGAUGGUCUUACAGGACUCCUGCGGCUUGCAACAAGUGUUAUUAAACACAAACCACCUUUUAAAUUUUCCCGGGAAGGACAGGAGUUUCUAAGAGACAUCUUCAAUCUUCUGUUUUUGCUGCCAAGUCUAAAAGAUAGACAACAGCCAAAAUGCAAGUCACAUUCUUCAAGGGCUGCUGCUUACGACUUGUUGGUAGAAAUGGUAAAGGGGUCUGUAGAAAACUACAGGCUGCUCCACAACUGGGUUAUGGCACAACAUAUGCAGUCUUCCCAUGCACCUUACAAAUGGGAUUAUUGGCCACAUGAUGAUGUUCGAGCUGAAUGCAGAUUUGUUGGUCUAACUAAUCUUGGAGCAACUUGUUACUUGGCAUCCACUAUUCAGCAGCUGUAUAUGAUACCAGAGGCUAGACAAGCCAUUUUUACUGCUAAGUAUUCAGAGGACAUGAAGCACAAGACCACUCUACUAGAACUUCAGAAAAUGUUUACAUAUUUAAUGGAAAGUGAAUGCAAGGCAUACAAUCCAAGGCCUUUCUGUAAAACCUACACCAUGGAUAAGCAACCACUUAACACUGGAGAGCAAAAAGACAUGACAGAAUUCUUCACUGAUCUGAUAACAAAAAUUGAGGAAAUGUCUCCAGAAUUGAAAAAUACAGUAAAAAGUUUAUUUGGAGGGGUCAUUACAAACAAUGUUGUUUCUUUGGACUGUGAGCAUGUCAGUCAGACUGCUGAAGAGUUCUAUACAGUGAGGUGCCAGGUGGCGGAUAUGAAGAAUAUUUAUGAAUCUCUUGAUGAAGUAACUAUUAAAGAUACCUUGGAGGGUGACAACAUGUAUACCUGCUCUCACUGUGGGAAGAAAGUGCGGGCUGAAAAAAGGGCAUGUUUUAAGAAAUUGCCUCGCAUCUUAAGUUUCAACACUAUGAGAUACACAUUUAAUAUGGUCACCAUGAUGAAGGAGAAAGUCAACACACACUUCUCAUUCCCUUUACGUUUGGAUAUGACACCUUACACAGAAGAUUUUCUCAUGGGAAAGAAUGACAGAAAAGAAGGUUUUAAGGACGACGGUGAAUAUUUAAAAGAAACUGAAAGUUACGAGUACGAUUUGAUAGGCGUGACAGUUCAUACAGGAACAGCAGAUGGUGGUCACUACUACAGUUUUAUCAGAGAUAUAGUCAAUCCCCAUGCUUACAAAAACAACAAAUGGUAUCUUUUCAAUGAUGCUGAAGUAAAACCAUUUGAUUCUGCUCAGCUUGCUUCUGAAUGUUUUGGUGGAGAAAUGACUACCAAGACAUAUGAUUCUGUCACUGAUAAAUUUAUGGAUUUCUCCUUUGAAAAGACACAUAGUGCGUACAUGCUGUUUUAUAAACGGAUGGAACCAGAGGAGGAAAAUGGCAAAGACUACAAGUUUGAUGUUUCAUCAGAGUUGCUGGAGUGGAUAUGGCAUGAUAACAUGCAGUUUCUUCAAGACAAGAACAUUUUUGAACAUACAUAUUUUGGGUUUAUGUGGCAGUUGUGUAGUAGCAUUCCAAGCACAUUACCAGAUCCAAAAGCAGUCUCCCUAAUGACAGCAAAGUUAAGCACUUCCUUUGUUCUGGAGACAUUUAUCCAUUCAAAAGAAAAGCCCACAAUGCUUCAGUGGAUUGAACUGUUAACAAAACAGUUUAAUAACAGUCAGGCAGCUUGUGAGUGGUUUUUGGAUCGGAUGGCUGAUGAUGAUUGGUGGCCAAUGCAGAUUCUAAUCAAGUGUCCCAAUCAAAUUGUGAGGCAGAUGUUCCAGCGCUUGUGUAUUCAUGUGAUACAGAGACUGAGGCCAGUGCAUGCACAUCUGUAUCUGCAACCAGGAAUGGAAGACUGUUCGGAUGACAUGGAUGGUCCUGUGGAAGAUAUUGGUAGCCGCUCAUGUGUAACUCGCUUCGUGAAGACGCUCUUGUCAAUUAUGGAGCAUGGUGUUAAACCUCACAGUAAACAUCUCACAGAAUACUUUGCAUUUCUUUAUGAAUUUGCCAAAAUGGGAGAAGAAGAGAGUCAGUUCUUGCUUUCAUUGCAAGCCAUAUCAACAAUGGUCCAUUUCUACAUGGGAACUAAAGGACCUGAAAACCCGCAAGUUGAAGUGCUAUCUGAAGAGGAAGGAGAGGAGGAGGAGGAGGAGGAAGACAUUCUUUCAUUAGCAGAAGAAAAAUACAGGCCUGCUGCACUUGAAAAGAUGAUUGCCCUCAUUGCUCUUCUGGUUGAACAGUCUCGCUCAGAAAGGCACUUGACUUUGUCACAAAACGACAUGGCAGCAUUAACAGGAGGGAAGGGUUUUCCUUUCUUGUUUCAACAUAUCCGUGAUGGCAUCAAUAUCAGGCAAACCUGCAAUCUCAUUUUCAGCCUGUGUCGGUACAAUAAUCGACUUGCCGAACACAUUGUGUCCAUGCUUUUCACAUCUAUAGCAAAGUUGACUCCUGAGGCAGCCAAUCCUUUUUUCAAAUUGCUGACCAUGCUAAUGGAGUUUGCUGGCGGUCCUCCAGGAAUGCCACCCUUUGCUUCUUACAUCCUGCAGAGGAUAUGGGAGGUGAUUGAAUACAAUCCAUCUCAGUGCUUGGAUUGGCUGGCAGUGCAGACACCUCGAAAUAAACUAGCCCACAGUUGGGUGCUGCAAAAUAUGGAGAACUGGGUUGAACGUUUUCUUUUGGCACACAAUUAUCCUAGAGUGAGAACUUCUGCAGCCUACCUUUUGGUGUCACUUAUUCCAAGCAAUUCAUUCCGUCAGAUGUUCCGAUCAACUCGAUCCUUGCAUAUCCCUACACGUGACCUGCCUCUCAGUCCAGAUACUACAGUAGUUCUUCAUCAAGUCUACAAUGUACUUCUUGGCCUGCUUUCAAGAGCAAAACUGUAUGUUGAUGCUGCUGUUCACGGCACUACUAAACUGGUGCCCUACUUUAGUUUCAUGACUUACUGUUUAAUCUCAAAAACUGAGAAACUUAUGUUUUCCACUUAUUUCAUGGACUUGUGGAACCUUUUCCAGCCUAAACUUUCUGAGCCAGCUAUAGCCACCAACCACAAUAAACAGGCUUUGCUCUCUUUUUGGUAUAACGUAUGUGUUGACUGCCCAGAGAAUGUACGCCUUAUUGUACAGAAUCCUGUGGUGACAAAGAACAUUGCCUUCAAUUACAUCCUAGCAGACCAUGAUGAUCAGGAUGUGGUGCUCUUUAACCGUGGGAUGCUGCCUGCCUAUUAUGGCAUUCUGCGGUUAUGCUGCGAACAGUCACCUGCAUUCACAAGACAGCUGGCUUCUCAUCAGAAUAUCCAGUGGGCCUUUAAGAAUCUCACACCACAUGCCAGUCAAUACCCAGGAGCAGUAGAAGAGCUGUUUAACCUCAUGCAGCUGUUUGUAGCUCAGAGGCCAGAUAUGAGAGAAGAGGAGAUAGAAGACAUAAAGCAAUUUAAGAAAACAACCAUAAGCUGUUAUCUGCGCUGCUUAGAUGGACGGUCUUGUUGGACUACUUUAAUAAGUGCCUUCAGAAUAUUAUUAGAAUCUGAUGAAGACAGACUUCUUGUUGUGUUUAAUAGAGGCUUAAUCCUGAUGACUGAGUCCUUUAACACAUUGCACAUGAUGUAUCAUGAGGCCACAGCUUGUCAUGUGACUGGAGACCUGGUGGAACUUUUGUCAAUAUUCCUCUCGGUCCUUAAAUCAACACGUCCAUAUCUUCAGAGAAAAGAUGUGAAGCAAGCACUAAUCCAGUGGCAGGAGCGAAUUGAAUUUGCCCAUAAACUCUUAACUCUGCUAAAUUCUUACAGUCCUUCAGAACUUAGAAAUGCUUGCAUUGAUGUCCUCAAGGAGCUUGUGCUUUUAAGCCCUCAUGAUUUCCUGCACACUUUGGUUCCAUUUCUGCAGCACAACCAUUGUACAUACCACCACAGUAAUAUCCCAAUGUCUCUUGGACCUUAUUUCCCCUGUCGUGAAAAUCUGAAAUUAAUAGGAGGGAAAAGUAAUAUCCGUCCUCCUCGUCCUGAACUCAAUAUGUGCCUCUUGCCUACGAUGAUGGAAGCCAGCAAGGGUAAAGAUGAUGUUUAUGAUCGUAUGCUUCUAGACUACUUCUUUUCGUACCAUCAGUUCAUCCAUCUAUUAUGUCGAGUUGCAAUCAACUGUGAAAAGUUUACCGAAACUUUAGUUAAGAUGAGUGUCCUCGUUGCUUAUGAAGGUUUACCACUUCAUCUUGCAUUGUUUCCCAAACUUUGGACUGAGCUGUGCCAGACUCAGUCUGCUAUGUCAAAGAACUGUAUUAAACUCCUGUGUGAAGAUCCAGUUUUUGCAGAAUAUAUUAAAUGUAUUCUAAUGGAUGAAAGAACCUUUCUUAACAACAAUAUUGUGUACACAUUCUUGACGCACUUUCUUCUAAAGGUCCAGGGGCAGGUGUUUUCUGAAGCAAACUGUGCCAAUUUAAUCAAUACUCUGGUUACAAAUCUAAUAAAUCAAUAUCAAAGCCUAGAAUCCGAUUUCAGCAGCCAGCGAGUUGAAAUUUCCAAAGCAAGCUCUACCUUAAAUGGGGACCUUCGAGCACUUGCUUUGUUGCUUUCAGUGCACACCCCUAAGCAGCUGAAUUCGGCCCUGAUUCCAACUUUGCAAGAUCUGCUAAACAAAUGCAGGGCUUGUCAACAACAGAGGAACUCAUUACAAGAGCAAGAAGCCAAAGAAAGAAAAACUAAAGAUGAUGAAGGAGCUACUCCUGUAAAAAGAAGACGGGUUAGCAGCGAUGAGGAGCAUACUGUAGACAGCUGCAUCAGUGAUAUGAAAACUGAACCAAGGGAGGCAUUGACUCCAACAAGCACUUCAGAUAAUGAGACAAGAGACUCUUCUAUCAUUGAUCCUGGCACUGAACAAGAUCCUCCUUCCCCUGAAAAUAGUUCUGUUAAAGAAUAUAGAAUGGAAGUUCCAUCUUCCUUUUCAGAAGACAUGAUGUUAACUACCAGGUCACAACACACAGAAGAGCAGUCAGGCAAUGGUAAAUUUGAAGAGUGCAAGGAAUUUAAAGAUCUGCAGAGUUCCAAGGAACCCAGUGCAGUUGAGGAUGACUCAGAGUUCCCCUCCACAUCAAUUUCAGCAGUUUUAUCUGACCUAGCAGAUCUAAGAGGCUGCGAUGGUCAAGCCUUACCAUCCCAGGACCCUGAAAAUAGUUUACCAAUCAGUUGUGGCCAUUCCAGAGGACUUUUUAGUCACAUGCAGCAGCAUGACAUUUUAGACAUCCUGUGUAGGACCAUUGAGUCUACGAUUCAUGUGGUCACAAGGAUAUCUGGCAAAGGAAACCAAGCUGCUUCUUGACAUUAGAUGGAGCAUGUCUGCUUUUAAGUCUUUUUUUUUUUUCCCCCCUCCCCCAAAAAAUGCUGUUUGUAUAAGUUUUGCUUAUUUCUGUUUUGUGCUUCAGUUUGUCCAGUGCUCUCUGCUUGAAUGGCAAGAUAGAUUUAUAUGCUUAAUUCUUGGUCAGGCAGAACUCCAGAUUAAAACAUUUUUUGCAUCUACCGUACUUUUCUUAAAGGGCAAUCAGAUAAUGGAUAUGUUUUAUGUAAUUAAGAGUUCACUGUAGUGGCUUUCAUUUAAUAUGGCUGUAUGGGAGAACAGGGCCUCCUUGCCCUGUAUGAUGUAAUUUAAACUUAUGGCAUUUUUACUGUGUAUAAUAUGGUGUCCUCUGUGCCAGUUUUGUACCUUAUAAUAGAGGCAGAUUGCCUCCGAUCGCUGUGGUUCUUAUUAUCAAAAUUAAGUUUACUUGUAUACUAAACAACCACAAGAAAUUUGAUUCUGUAAAGAAUCCUCUUUAGCUGUGGCCUGGCAGUAUCUAUAUGGUGCUUUAUUUAACAGAAUACCUGUGGAGGAAAUAAAGCACACUUGAUGUAAAAUUAAUUGUUUUAUUUUUAUUGACAUGAUCAAUCGCUAUUCUGUGCACUUCAUUAAACUGAUUGUGAUGACUU
Emys orbicularis (European pond turtle) is the source of this 11343-nucleotide messenger RNA. It is a transcript of the gene USP34, whose product is annotated as ubiquitin specific peptidase 34. The coding region runs from base 41 to 10699 and encodes 3552 amino acids. The record is from RefSeq and is a predicted model, not a curated record. NCBI's taxonomy places the organism in Eukaryota, Metazoa, Chordata, Testudines, Emydidae. Gene Ontology annotation, molecular function: cysteine-type deubiquitinase activity. The transcript has 80 exons. Gene Ontology annotation, biological process: protein deubiquitination. Gene Ontology annotation, cellular component: cytosol; nucleus.